AUGAUCUAUCAAACGAUCAAUUGGCUUGAUUCGACGAAAGAGUUGGUCUCGAUCACGCUGCCGAAUGUAACGGCGGGCUCGAAUUCUGGUCCUGGAGGAGCGGCGGUGAAAACGAGACUGCAUUUAUUUUCCGUGUCAAUGUUGCCAGCUGCAGGCUCGAACAUUGAUUUGCAAGCCCAAUAUGCUCGAUCUACCCAACUUUGGCUUCCUGGUACCAACAAGACUCAGAUUGUUGAAGUCAUUAUCAAUAAUGUGGGUUCGGAGUGGGUUCUGGCCAAUAAUAGUGUUCAAGUUUCUGUCUCAUCACCUGGUCUUGAGACUGUAGCUCCGGGAUAUAUCAAGAGACUUCAGCCAGGCGAUCAAGCGAGAGUCCAGGUUGGAGUUGUGAAUGCUGAUGGUGUUGCUGCCGGCUCGUCUGGGAGUGCUACUGUGGUCAUUACUGGUGUGGGUGUGAAUUCGUCCUAUACGUUCAAUGCUACAUAUGGUGUUGUGCCAUAUCAGGCAACAUAUGAGUCAGUUUACUCUCAUGAAACCCCGAAUUGGUACAACGACGCUAAGUAUGGAAUUUUCAUUCAUUGGGGAGUGUAUUCUGUACCUGGUUGGGGAAAUGUUGAAAAGAAUGAAACUUAUGCGGAAUGGUACUGGUAUGACAUGAAUCUAGGCCCAGAUACACCAGAAGAAACAUACCAAUACAAUCUCGCUACUUACGGCCCGAAUCACGUCUACGAUGACUUCAUCCAAAAUUUCUCAGCAUCAGUCUUUGAUCCCAAAGAAUGGGUAGACCUGUUCGCUGAUGCAGGUGCCAACUAUUUUGUACAAGUAUCGAAGCAUCACGACGGCUAUGCACUCUUCGACUUGCCAGCAAACGUUAGCCAGCGGACUUCCGUUGCUCAAUACCCUCACAGAAAUCUUCUCCAAGAGCUCUUUGACGCGGCCGCCCAGUACCAACCUCAACUUCAUCGUGCGACUUACUUCUCGCUUCCGGAAUGGUUUAAUCCUGCUUACAAAGAAUAUGGCUUCGGAUCUUGGCCAGGAGGAAAUGCAACGAAUCCGUACACCAACAAGACUCUCCCUUAUACUGGCUUUGUCGAAGUAAAUGAUUACGUCCCUGACGUGAUUCUUCCUGAGAUGAACGCGCUCGCAGACAUGGGGACGGAAAUCAUGUGGUGCGAUAUUGGAGGACCGAAUCUAACAGCAGAAUUCGCAAGUGCGUGGUUCAACAAGGCAGCAGAGAGCGGGAGACAAGUUGUGAUGGACAAUAGAUGCGGAUUACCUGGAGACUUCGACACACCGGAAUAUGCUCGAUAUGACGCUAUUCAAGUGCGCAAAUGGGAGUCAAACCUAGGCAUGGACCCUUUCUCCUAUGGCUACAACCGUGCCACCCCAACAGCUUCAUAUAUGAAUGCCUCUGCCAUAGUAACUUCGCUUCUGGACAUUGUUUCCAAAAACGGAAACUUCCUCCUCGAUAUAGGCCCCACUGCCAACGGAACAAUCAUUCCCAUCGAAGCCGCUAAUUUGCGCGAAGCAGGAGUCUGGAUAAAAGACCAUGGAGAAGCUAUUUUUAAUACGAGUUAUUGGUUUAUUACUCCAGAGGAAAAUGGAGAAGGGAAAGACUUGAGGUUCACGCAGACAGCGGAGGCGUUUUAUAUUUGUAGUUUGGUGGAGCCCGGGAGUAGUUUGGUGAAUGACAGUCCUGUUCCUUGGGUUGAGGGCGAUGAGGUAGUUGUUGUGGGUGGUAAUAGUAGUGGGGUGGUCGUGCCAAGCAGUAAGGCGGCAAAUGGGAGUUUGGUGUUGGAUUUGAGCGAGAGUGUGAGGGGCGGAGAGACUUAUGCUUGGGUUUUCAAGAUUGGGUAUGGUGGGAAUCUGACGGGAUCGAAUAGCACUGGUCCGGGAAGUGUUCCAACUUCUGCGGCGGGAAAGGCGGAGGAUAUUGUGAAGGGAGCUGUAUUUGCUUUGCUGCUCACUUUAGUGAUCGGCCUGGUAUUGUAG
Mollisia scopiformis is the source of this 1989-nucleotide messenger RNA. RefSeq names its product glycoside hydrolase. Gene Ontology annotation, molecular function: alpha-L-fucosidase activity. The transcript has 4 exons. Lineage: Eukaryota; Fungi; Ascomycota; Leotiomycetes; Helotiales; Mollisiaceae. Gene Ontology annotation, biological process: glycoside catabolic process; fucose metabolic process. The record is from RefSeq and is a predicted model, not a curated record. Gene Ontology annotation, cellular component: lysosome. The coding region runs from base 1 to 1989 and encodes 662 amino acids.